Didymodactylos carnosus is the source of this 1896-nucleotide messenger RNA. NCBI's taxonomy places the organism in Eukaryota, Metazoa, Rotifera, Eurotatoria, Philodinida, Philodinidae. The record is from the annotation of a GenBank genome assembly.
AUGUCUGAAGAGUUGAAUUUAGAAACAGCAAAUAAAGAGCCGAUUCGUAUUCGAUGGUUGAAUGCUGCUGAUCGAAAUGAUGUUACUACAAAACCAAUUGCUCGUUAUCCUCAAACAAUUAAAACAACUAAAUUAACGGCACCAUCUGUAAACACAAAAGCUAAAACAAAAUCAUCAAACGUUGUUCGAUUUGCGUCUGAAGAUGUACCAUCAACAUCGUCAAUAUCCUUAGAAGAUGAUCUUAAAACUACAAAAGGUUUAAAAGAAUUGAGUGUCGAAGAUAAAUUAAAAAUAGCCAAUUUGAUUAAAGAAUUAGCUCGAAUUGGUCACGAAAAAGAUGUAGUUCAGACGAAACUUGAACAAGAACGAAAAUUAUUUGAAGUACAAAUGAAAACUUUGUUAAAUGAUUAUGAAAAAUUGAUGAAAGAUAAUCAAAAACUCUUUACACGAUAUAGUGAAACAAAAUCAACAUUAAACGAGUAUGAGAAAAAAUUGCAAGAAUAUAAAAAUGAUCAACAACAAAAACGAUCUGUCAUAUUUCCCGAUCCUCAACGAUCAUCGACACCCAUUGAUAUAAUUAAUGGGCAAACGUCAGGGCCACCAUUAGUCAAACAAAAUGAGAAAUAUUCACCAAAUCAAAAUAAGGCACAAAUAGUUCCAAACACAACUAAGUCUGAAACUGAUUUAGUAACAAGAACAAAUGCUAUUGUCAUUGAACAAUUUCAAAUAAAACAACUUAUGAUGGAAAAACAAUUACAAUUGUUACAUAAACAGCAACAAAUUCUAGAAGAAGAAUUGAGACAUCGUAAAGUUGACGACAUGAUUAAUUAUACUCAUCACGAUCAAGUAGUUGCAUCAUCCAAAAAGUCAACAGUAAUGGAAUCUAACCUAACACCAUCGAAUGUCUCACUUCCAACGAAAACAACUCGUUCAACGUCACCAAUAAAAAAUGUUCGUUCAACAGAACCAAAGAUGAUUGAGCGAGCAACAUCACCUGUAAAGUUACCAUCCGUGUUAAAAUCAUCAUUAUCCACAGUUACAACGAAUAAAAUUGUUAAACCGUCAUCUGCGUCAUCGGAAAAACAAGCGAAUCGAAAAAUUCAACAGUAUCAAAAUUUCUACAGUGAACAAGAACAAGCAGAAGAUGAACUUCUUAUGUCAUUAAGUGAAACAACAGAUAAUAAUAAUAAUAAUCGAAAUUUUCAUGAAAAACAACAUGCGUCAAGAUUAAAUCCUCAUGUUAAUAUGAACAACAAUGAUAUGGAAUAUGUUAAUGAACAAAAAUUACUAAAUGAUAUUUUUUUUAUUUAUUGUCUUUUGUUGGCUAUUAUAAUGAUUUUACUCGGUGAUUCGUUAUUGGGCAGUGUUACGCCACCAAAUGUUCCAUUUGAAAACAAUGUCAUAACGCAUGUUGAAUCAAUAUCCGGAUGUACGAUUCAACGUUUAACAAAUCUUCUUCGUGAAAGAGAACUUAAUCACCUAUUAGAAAAUCAAACAUAUGUUAUUAUCGUUAUUGGAACAAAUAAUUUGGCUCGUGAACAUUCAAAAACAGCAAUUACAAAAUUAAAAAAUUUUAUCAUUUUAUUUCAUAAACUUUAUCCCAGUGUAAAAAUGACAUUAGCCAAAGUACCUUAUAGAACAAAAACAAGCGUAUUUAUACGAGCACAAGGAGAUAAUGGCGGAAAAAGUAUUGUAAAACGAGUGAAUUUAUUCAAUGAAAGAUUAGUGAAAUUACAACGAAGAUUAAAACGAAAAAUAUCAUUUGAAUUUGAUUUGUUUGAUUUUGAAUUGUCUAAAAGUCAACAUUUAUCCAAAGACGGACUACAUCCGAAUAAAAAUGGAUUUAAACAUAUGUCACAAAAAAUACAAGAAUAUGUCGAUAAAAUGAUCCAUUAA